CUUAACUGACUAAGCCACCCAGGCACCCCUGAAAUGGCAUUUUAAACUAAAGAGUGACAAGUUUCAUAGGGAUCACCAGGACAGCAGGGGAGCCCAGAGCAGGCACAUUGCCCUGCCUCUGGGUUAGGAAAGACUUCCUAGAAGAGUGUUUUCUGGGGACCAAUAGGUGUUAGCUGGGCAACGAGAUGAACACGAAGAAGCGUGCUUCAGGCAGAAAGGAGCAUAAGCAAAGUUAGCAAGACACCCUCGCUGAACUGGGGAGCACAGCAAGGGAGGAGGCCCAUGGAAUCAGCAUGGACUUGGAGGCCUACGAGGAGGCUCUGGUGUAAAGCGGGGCCGGUGAGCCCAAGUGGAGCUGACUAUAGGAGCUGAGGAAGAGCGGUUUGGAGAGAGACGAAAGUGACCCGCCGGAGGUCGCGGUACUGAGGACAGCUGGAUCCCUUUCCGAAGCGAGGGACUACAACAACCACAAUUCUCAGCGCUUUGGCGUCGCCAAAGUUCUGGACGGACAAAGGCGCAGGGUUGGGCGUGGGGUCACGUGGUGUCUGCGCGUCACGUGGGUGAGUCAGGUGGCGCUGCGGGGCCGGCGGACAGACUGCGGGGCGCCCGGUGGACGCAGGGACGCGGGUUUAGCUGUGGCCCCACAGACCCGAGCCCCGCCGUCGUUGCCGCCAUGACGGGGCUAGCGCUGCUCUACUCUGGGGUCUUCGUGGCCUUUUGGGCCUGCAUGCUGGUCGUGGGAAUUUGCUACACCAUUUUUGACUUGGGUUUCCGCUUUGAUGUGGCAUGGUUCCUGACUGAAACUUCCCCCUUCAUGUGGUCAAACUUGGGCAUUGGUCUAGCUAUCUCCCUGUCUGUGGUUGGGGCAGCAUGGGGCAUCUAUAUUACUGGCUCUUCUAUCAUUGGAGGAGGGGUGAAGGCCCCCAGGAUCAAGACCAAGAAUCUGGUCAGCAUCAUCUUCUGUGAGGCUGUGGCCAUUUAUGGCAUCAUCAUGGCAAUUGUGAUCAGCAACAUGGCUGAGCCUUUCAGUGCCACUGACCCCCAGGCCAUUGGGCAUCGAAACUACCAUGCAGGCUACUCCAUGUUUGGAGCUGGCCUCACAGUGGGCCUCUCUAACCUCUUCUGUGGAGUCUGCGUGGGCAUCGUGGGCAGUGGAGCUGCACUGGCUGAUGCACAGAACCCCAGCCUCUUUGUGAAGAUUCUCAUCGUGGAGAUCUUUGGCAGUGCCAUUGGCCUCUUUGGCGUCAUUGUUGCAAUCCUUCAGGUGAUGAAUCCCCUGGGGAGCCUGUGUCCUUGUCCCCAACCCAGCUUCACUCUCUUUCCAUCUAUAACCAUAGAAUUCCUGAGCAUUUCCGGCCACUUAAUUCCCAUAUUUCGGUUUUCCCCUUUUGAAGCUUUCCAGCGCGGUAUCACUGACUAGCGUGAUGUGUAUCUCCCUGCUGCUUUGUGUCUGUAGGUCUGUCUUUGGGGCUUUCUGUUGUAUUAUUUUUUGGUCUUUAUUUGUAGUCUAGCCUGGAUUGGGAUCUUGUCUGUCAGUCUGUCUUGGUGUGUUUGACUUUGUGUCUCAAGGCCUGUGUGUAUCUAUUCUGUGAGUAGAACAGCAUGUCUGAAUUGUGUGCAUCUUUUCUAACAAUGUGUGCGUGUGGCUGAGGAUCAGCCUGGUGGUCUGAAUGGGAAUGCUUAGCUGGGUUGACUCUUGGUAAUGAGUCCUGUUCAUGUGCCACUCCUCUGUCUCUCUGUCCCACAGCCUAACUGUGUGGUUGACUGACUGUCCCUGUUCAUCGGUGUUUGUCACAGCAUGCCCAUCUUGGUCCCAUCAUCCAUCUGUUGUGGUCUGUCCAUCCCGCCAUGGGUUUGCUAGAGCUGACCUUAUGUCAUUUGUUAUUACUGUCUUAUUUAUUCCUCUGUCACUGCCUGAUUUCUCCUUGUUCU
Messenger RNA from Enhydra lutris kenyoni (northern sea otter), 1932 nucleotides. It is a transcript of the gene ATP6V0B, whose product is annotated as ATPase H+ transporting V0 subunit b. Gene Ontology annotation, molecular function: proton-transporting ATPase activity, rotational mechanism. Gene Ontology annotation, biological process: proton transmembrane transport. The coding region runs from base 674 to 1420 and encodes 248 amino acids. The record is from RefSeq and is a predicted model, not a curated record. NCBI's taxonomy places the organism in Eukaryota, Metazoa, Chordata, Mammalia, Carnivora, Mustelidae. The transcript is spliced from 7 exons. Gene Ontology annotation, cellular component: proton-transporting V-type ATPase, V0 domain.